Drosophila grimshawi is the source of this 3905-nucleotide messenger RNA. It is a transcript of the gene Vps8, whose product is annotated as vacuolar protein sorting-associated protein 8 homolog. The coding region runs from base 63 to 3776 and encodes 1237 amino acids. Gene Ontology annotation, molecular function: protein binding. The record is from RefSeq and is a predicted model, not a curated record. The transcript has 4 exons. Gene Ontology annotation, biological process: endosomal vesicle fusion; protein targeting to vacuole. NCBI's taxonomy places the organism in Eukaryota, Metazoa, Arthropoda, Insecta, Diptera, Drosophilidae. Gene Ontology annotation, cellular component: HOPS complex; late endosome.
UAAGAUUAAAGUUGUUGAUAAAUAUAAUAGUGAGGACAAAAUAAAGAACAACAACGUGCAGCAUGGCCGAGUUAAAGGCACCCUCGCUACAAUCGCUGCUGGAAUCAGAUCGUGGCUCCACAGACAGUUUGCAGCUGGAUUUUGAGUUCGAAGGACUGGACGAUGUGGAGUUUGCUAUACCACCCACCGAUGUGUUGCCCACCCUCGAAACGGUGCUUAGCGAGUUCGAGGCGGAUUCGGAUGUGGCCUCCGAAUUGGGAGUCCCCGUGCCGCGAGCAACGCCAACGCCCUCUAUCGGUGAGGAUUGUGGCGUGCGCGCCGAUGGACGCGGCGGCAGCGGUUCCGGUUCCAUAAUGCGCUACACUCUCCUCCAUGGCAUUUCCGCCCAGCUCACCUCGGCCGCGGAGCGCGUCAAUGCGGGUGCGGCGAGUGCCUGCGCUGUGGCAGCCUACAUCGCAGUGGGCACCUCCCACGGCCAUAUACUCAACUUCGAUGUGACGCAGACGCUGCGCUGGGCACACCAGGACAAGCAAAGCCAAGGUGCUGUGUCGAGUCUCGCUUUCAAUGCGGACUCGACACGUCUGCUUGCGGGCUAUGCCCGGGGAUUGGUCAUCAUGGUGGACACUCAGACGGGCGAUGUGCUGAGAGAGCUGUUUGAUGUGAUCACACCCAAUACGGGUGUGCUGCACGUGAAGUGGACAUCGCGUUCCUCGCUGGCGUUGUGUGCCGAUGCCGGCGGCUCUGUGUGGUCGCUGAGUUUCACCCGCAAACUGGGGAUCAGGGGCUGUACCUCCCGCUGCCUGUUCUCCGGUGCACGCGGCGAGGUCUGCGCCGUGGAGCCACUGAUUAUGAACUCCCAGGGACGACAUGAACUCGAUCAGUAUUGCAUUUUGGCGCUGGCCACGCUUUCGAAGUAUUUCAUAGUCACGGUGCGCCCGCGUCUGCGUGUCAUCAAGUAUCAUGCGCUCCAGGGACCCGCCGAUUGUCUGCCGCUGCUCGCCUGGCAUCUGGUGCUAAUACAGGCGGCGGACACCACUCGAUCCGUGGAUCCCGUCAUUGUCGUCGGUCGAGGCAAUCAGUUAUUCUUUCACCAGCUCUUCGUGGCCAAUGGACGCAUCACUCUGCUCUAUUUGCGUCAUGUCCAGCUGCAUAGCAGUCUGCUCUCGGCCCACUGGUUGGGCCCCAAGUGUGUUGCCUCGCUGGACACGUCCGAAAUUCUGCAUUUGGUCGAUGUGCGCUCCAGCCGGGAGCUCGAGUGCAUGGAUAUGGCUAAUGCGGGUCUGGUCUAUGGCUCCGCACAGUUCAAGGGAUUGGCCACGGGCGGCAAUGUUUCGCCCGCCUUUGCCUUGGCCGGUACGAAUGCCUGCUACAAUUCCGUAGUCUCGCGAGGCACACAGCUCUAUGUGUUGGGCGCCCGAUCUCUGCACAUCAUCGGCGUACGCACCUGGUCGGAACGCAUUAGCUAUCUGGUAAAGAAUCAUCGCUGGCAGGAGGCCUGCCAGUUGGCUCUGGAUGGUUAUAUUGCAUCCGCAGAACGUCCACGGAAGCGUGCCCAGGCCAAGGAACGCAUCAUAAUGCUGUUCAAGGAGUACAUCGCGAAUUCGGCGCGUGCGCCCGACUAUUGCCUGGGCUCGAUUGUGAACUGCAUGAUAACCAUUGGUGAACUGGAGCUGCUGUGGACACAGCUCUGGGAGCGACUGCACAACAACAAUACGGAGCUCUUUUUGCAGCACAUCUCGGAGCACAUUGAGCAGGAGAGUAUACAGAGUGUUAAUCCGGUCAUAUCACAGGCUCUGGUCGAUUACUGGCUGCAGCAUUCGCCGGCCAAGUUGGAGCAGCUGAUCCUCAAGCUCGACUGGAUGUGUCUCGACUUGAAUCAGGUGCUCAAGGCGGUCAAGCGGCAUCAGCUGUUCCGGGCACAGCUCUACCUGAAUGCCUGCGCCCUGAACGAUUACACAACAGCGCUAACGGAGCUGUUGCCACCACUGCAACCGGAUCAAACCGAUCUGGGCAACUGUCUGCUUGUGUAUGUGUCCAGCUGUUUGGCCGGCCGUCGCUUUCCCAGUGGCGACAUACCCAUUGAGCAGGUGCACCAGGUCAAGCACGAUGUGCUGCGCUGCCUCACCUCACAGCACUCGAGUGCCAGUCCCCAGGACGAGCUGCCCUAUCCAUAUCUGCGCGCUCUACUCAAAUUCGAUACGCGAGAAACCCUAAAUGUCAUCUCCCUCGCAUUCCAGGAGCAGGAGUUCAGCAACGAGUUGGGCUACUCGCAUCGCAAGCGCAUCAUCUAUCUGCUGCUUGAGAUUAUGACGCCAGAGAAUGCAACGUGGGCGGAAAUUGGUUGCCUGUUGAACUUCAUUGCCCAACAGAUAUCGACGCAGUGCCUGCCGCGGGACAAGCAGCUGCUGGAACGUGUGCUCAGCUACCUGGCGCAGGAGAAUAUAGCGAAUGAGAGUGCACGCCAGCACUCGGAGCGGGAGAGUGCCUGGCAUGAGCUGCUGUCGAGCAAUUGCCUUGUCGACAUCAGCAGCGAUGAGGAGCAGUUGGAGCUGGCGCAGCGAGCGCACUGCUACUAUGUGGUGGAGAAUCUACUGGAGAAGCUGCGGCGCUAUGACGAUAUGCUCGAUUGCCUCAUACACAAUGAGGCGCGGCAUGAGACCAUGUUCGCCUAUAUGGAGCGGCAUGUGGGCAUCCGGGAACGCUGCAUUUAUGAGCAGCUGCGUCGUCACCUGGGCAAGUUGCUGCAGAUAAACGGCGAGGAGACGACGCGUCUGAUCGCCCUCCACUAUCCGGACAAGAUUGCCGAGCUGCUAGCGCUGCUCAGUGAACAGAGGCCGCUGCUGUUUCGACUGCUGCAAUGUCUCAAUGCCAGGCGAUGUGAGUUGCAGUCAACGCAAAUGGAACUGCUGCUGGAGCUGUAUUGCAAUCUGAAAGAUGCCGAUACGGUUUUGGAGUUUCUGCACUCGAGCAGCGGCUAUCGCCUGGACAAAGCCAUUGACAUUGUGGAGCGGCAUCAUCUGAAGCGUGCCGUCAUCUAUCUCUACGAGCAGCAGGAGAGCUAUGCGAAAGCCUUCGAGCUGUCCAUGGAGCUACUGCAAUCGUCCCCAGCGGAUGCAGCUGCCAAGGAAGCGAAUCAAAUUGCCCAACUGUUGGCGCGCUCGGCUCAAACGCUGCCGGAGAAGCAGCUGGAACGCUGCUGGUUCACGCUGCUCCAGUAUAUAUUGCCUCAGCAGGAGCUGCAGUCCAUUACCAAAUCCCUGCUGCACGAGGCAUCGCAGCACAUUGAUCUACACAAUCUGGUGCAAUUAAUUAUGAAUACGCACAACGUUUCGAGCAGUUUCGGUGACGUCAAGGAUCUGCUGAUGAGCAUGCUGAUUAGCUCGCGCCAGGAGACGGAGGCGUUGCGCGCUGCUGCCGAUACACUCUGCCAGAAUCUGCACGCAGACUUUGCGGCGCAACGUCAUGUGGCACGCCGCGGCCUUUGGGUGACCAAUAUGCGUUGUCUCAUCUGCCGGCAGCGUCUGUACGAUCAGACGCAGGUGCUCGUCCUGGGUGCCUGUGGACAUGCGUUGCACGAGCGUUGCCUAGUCGAAGUGACACCGCUGCAGCAAUGCCCACGCUGUGCCACAGCGUUGCCCAUGACGGAUGAUGCCGGCGAAGCGCCACAGUUAUCCACAAUACGCUUGCCAUGUCCCAGUCAGCAUUUAUUCAAUAGCUCCAGCACAAUGGAGCUGGGUACGCUGCAGCUUAAGGCACCGCCGCGGCGCUUCUGCUAGGCAAUUUAUUUCAAUAUUUAUAUAUAUAUAUGUGUAUUAUAUUCGAAAUGUAUAGCUAUUCUGUGUAUUUAUUGUGUAAUCACAUCAAUAUUUUUGUUGCUGUGUGAGUAAACAAGUGCUUGUCAAGUA